Orussus abietinus is the source of this 7342-nucleotide messenger RNA. RefSeq lists its product as uncharacterized. The transcript has 12 exons. The record is from RefSeq and is a predicted model, not a curated record. Gene Ontology annotation, biological process: cell differentiation. Lineage: Eukaryota; Metazoa; Arthropoda; Insecta; Hymenoptera; Orussidae. The coding region runs from base 990 to 6131 and encodes 1713 amino acids.
ACGCGUUACGUCGAGUCAACAGGUUCCGGUCGACCCCGAGCGUCGCGACGCGGCGAUGCCGUUCGCCGGUAAGAUCUCGGUCUGCUGACGGCCUCGGUAUGGGAGACGCUCAGAUCGGUGUGCGAGUGACGAAGAAAGUCCCCGUGCGCGAGAGAUGAGGACGUGAGAAGUCCCCAGAAAAUGUAGCCCGCAGGGCGAAACCGACUCUGCCCUGCACCGGUUCCCGUAUCCUCGAAAAAAGUCCUUCCACUCCUCUGCCACGAGAAACCUCCGGUAAGUGUGAGAAAUGAAUACGACCGUCCGUAAAAGAAAUAAAAUUCAGUGCCAGUGAAUGAAGGUGCCGAACGGUCGGCGCAGGGCACGGCGUCGAACCCUCCGUCCAGAAACAGUUCCCGGCAACGAUAUCAGCGAGCGGUGAGCAGCUAUAAAAUCGAGAUAACAGAAAUCUCCAUUAACAAAAGCCCGUACCUAAAGUAAGUGCCGCGAGUGGGACCGGUGGCGAUCGCGAGGUGACAUAAAACCGCUCUCCGGGAGCGUUCAUAUUACGUGCCGCGAGUGGACCAGUGACGAUAAUAGCGAUUAAUAUCUAUAAUCGCAGAUGUAACGAGGAGGCGAAGGAGAAGAACGAGGGACUCGAAGUAUGGAAUAGAUCGCAUCGGAUUCUGGAUAAACACCCCCCUAGGUACCGGGGAUACGGCUUCACCAUCUUCUGGUGAAAUAUUUCACAUCUUCCGGGGAAACGUACGACAUCAUCCUCCGGGGAAGCAUUUUAUUAUCUUCUGGAGGAACAUACAUCAUCCAAGGAGACUUGUGACGAACUUCCGGGGGUACCUCGACUAGCUUCCUGUCCGCCGAUGGAGCCGGCGCCGGGAGGACCGCGACCUGGCCGCGGCCCGCGGUGACUCGCGACCCGCGGCCUCCCCAGAGGGGUGCGGGGAGAGGGCGGAGAGAGGUUAUGCCCGCGGGCGCGGUAACGGCCGGUGGACAAGAUGCCGUUCGCGAUCCGCAAGGUGGAGCCGCGUUACCUGUGUCGCGGUCACGUGCCCCCAGGGCCGGACGCGCAGGGGUGGCCGGUGGGCGCCGAGAUGGGCGCCGUGGCGAACGGCGCCCUCACCGCCUCCCUCAGGCAGCUGGCCUCCCUCCUGACGGCCGCCGAGGACAUCUUCGCCGAGCUCACCGCCGAGCUCACCUGCCUGGCCGACCGCAGCGGUCUCCUCAGGCACAGGAUCGACCGCGUGGAGGAGCGCCUCGCCUCGGUCGACCCUAAGAAGAUCCCAGUCCCUGAGUCCGACAUCUGCACCUUCGCCACCAGAACGGAGCAUUUCCAUGUAACGAACGAGCCGUCGACGUCGCUCUUCACGUCGAAUUCCAGGCCGAAGGCUCUAAGCGAACUAUACGAAGCAGCAGCGAUAGUCGCUGUCAGGAGUUUGGAUUCCCUCAGGAGAGGCCAGGAUGGCAGUUCCCUGGAUAUGUUCCUCUGCACUCCGGUGCUCGGCAAGAGAAGACGAGAUCAAAGCCUGGACAUCGAGUCCAGAAUGCCGGCAGCCAUCGAGGACCUUCGAAGAUGGACCUCGACGGAGGCAUUGGGCGACGUGACGGUAGCUCCAGAUUGUAUGUCCAGGAUCCUGAGCGACGUCGACGGCGACGACGCCGUGGACCACAAGCUGCCAAGCCCUGAAGAGCAGGUGCAGGCGGUGGCCCUCAAGUUCCCUGCAGAGAUCGUGGCGGUGGACGUGAGCGGAAGAGGCUUCGAAAGGAUGUCGAUGAGGAGGAGGUCGCUCUUGGCAGGACCCGAGAGCCAGGACGCAGCUGUGAAGAGGAGGUCCAGACCCAGAAGACCCAGGGGGAAGAGACGAAACACGAUCGCAGGGACCGAUCAGAAAGAGAUUCGCCAAGCGAUCGGAGGGGAGACGACUGCGGACGAACCCGAAGAGCUGCUCGCAGGUGCAGCUCCCAGAGCGCACCGUUCGGCAAGUACGGACAUCCUGGGGUCUAAAAAGGAGUCCUCGGGGGAGAAGAAGUCGCACUUCAACACCCUGAAGGCGUGGGGCAUGUCCAGAUUGAAGCUGAUCAGUCCCAAGUCCAGCCAGAGUUCUCAACAGCUGGACUCCGAGGUCCCGACCGCGAGUUCCGACCAGGAGAGGACGUCGGAUACCGCCCAGGCCAGGGACCCUGAAGAGAUCAACAUCUACGAGACCGUCUCUUCCAGGCGCAGGAAGGAGAAAUCCCACGAGAGGAAGCCCAGCUCCUCCAGCUCCAGCGGGAAGAGCACGUCCAGCAUCCCCGUUUCCGUGCCGAGCACGGAAAGGCAACCUAGCGUAAAGCUCCGAGAAAGUGCGGCACAAAGGAGGGAACGCAGGAAAGGAAACGGUAGAGAUGAUGCCCCGCACUCGAGUUCUGGAAACUGGAGCGCAUCAUCCGAAAGCGGAAGAGCCAGCAUCGGAAGUGAGACGACGACGACGACGCACCAGCCGAGGUGCGGCCAUUUUGGAGAACGCUUGUCGACGACCACAGCGUCCAUCGGCACAUCCUCGACAUCCCUGAGUCACGUCCGAAGACUGAAGGGACGCGACACCUCGGCAUCCUCUUCGGUGACCUCGGAGGGUACCUUGACCCCGGACAUCAUUCAGGACAUCGCAACAGUGCCGUUUUCGGACGACGGAGAAACAUCAUCCGUGUACUCCUGCGACACCGAGGGGUAUUACACGUCCUUCCACAUGGACUCCGGCUUGAAGACCCUGAGGGAGGAAGAGCCGGUCCCGCAGAGUCCUUUGACAAAGUCUAACGACGUGAAUUCGGACCCCACCUCGCCUGUCGUGGAGAACGAGUACGAGUUAUUCGGCAGAGGUUCCACGUCGACGACCACCAGCUCUGCCGGAACCGUUUGCACGGCACUGAUGGCUCCACCUCCGCCAGAAAGGAAGUCCAGCUUGACGGUGGUGGCCUUGGUGCACGGGCAGAACCAAAAUGGCGGCGAGUCCCCGGACAGCGGCCACAACACGUCUUCCUCUCCCGUGGAGUCGGCGUCCAGUCCAGCGUGUACCGGAAGGUCCUGUUCAGAGUUCGAGUACUCCGAGUCCAGCGACCUGGAGGGUUGCGAAAGGAUCGAGAGGAUCCGCUCCAAGACUGCCAUCAACACCAGUCGCAUUCCGUCCAUGUGCGUCAUAACUCCUCCGGCGUCCGAUGACGAGACCGCCAGGGAGCCCGAAGAACACCUCGAGAAGCGGAAGGAAGGGUCCAAGGAGGUACAGGGACCAGGGUCGAUUCUGAUGUCCGCCACCGUGGGGACCUCCAAGAUGGAGGUGAUCAACGGGCAGGAUAAGAACCUCUAUGCUACGGUCCAGACAGUUCUGCCCUCCACGACUCAAACCCAGAACGACAGGACUUCGGGUCAAACGUCCACCUCCCAUGUGGGGCCUGCUAAGGUCAGUCCACUGAGUGGAGUCCUGGGGAAAUUGCGUGGUGUGCUCCCAGGGGCUAGGAAGAACUUGUCGAAGAACGCUGUCCAGGAAACGGCGUGCGCGGACUCCGGCGACUAUGUCACCAUAGCCGACGUGAGGAACAACAACGACAAGCGACCAGAGAGCUCCCCUUCGACGGCCAUUCGCUCUACAGCUACGUAUGCGAAUUCGGACCUCUUCAGGAAGGAUGCCGAGUACGUUAGUCUGAGCGAGCUGCCCAAGAAGCCGGACUCCUCCCUGGAGAGGAGGAGACAGGGAGCUAAAGUGACUCUGGACUCGGAGGGCAAGGUGGUGUACUCCUCGGACAGCUUGAAGAGGAGGAAGGGAGCGCACACCACGUUCAAUCCGGGGGUGUUCGUCAAGGAAGGAGCAUCUCCUACCCGGUCGCCUCUUCUGCAUCGACCUCAGACCACUGUCCGCCCUGUGACGAAGAGCUCCUCUGACGCUGUGGACGGGGGAGCCAGGGCGUCGACGUCCCCACAGUUGGGUAAGGUAGUCCGAGCUCUUCAGGGUCCGGACCGACCGGCCAGUCCGGAUUGUGCGAGGACCUCGAGCACGGUGACGGGCCCGAAGAGUCCCACCAGGGUACACGGACAGGUUCGCGGGGCUUAUGUCAACGUGCAAGCCGACGAAGAUAAUGCGGUGCUGACCAUCUCGACGGAGACGGUGCCCUCCGAGAUCAAGUCCCAACCUCCACCUUACGUCGGUCCACCACGUCCCCAGGAUAGACCCAACGUCGUCUACGAUCCCCUUUCCGGAGAUCCUCGCAGGAUCCACCAGGUCCAGGGCCGAGGGUAUCCUCGGAGUCUGAGCCAUCAGGAGAAUCUUUGCAACCAGGGCCAACCUUGUCACUUCCAAGCUCAUCCCGCCGACAGGAACCUCUACGACAGGAAUCAGCAACUCUUCGAGCGCCAUCGAGCCGCCAAUGGUCCCGAUGCACGCAUCUAUGCAUUGCAAGAACAGUGCGGACCGCGAGUGCAACACACCCCAGGGUGUGCAGAGAAUAUGCAGCAGUUUUACACCUUGCCGACAAGGAGACCUCGAAGGGAAGUCGAGGUCCCCAGGAGUGUCACCCCUGACAUCACCAGAGGCCUUGGAAGAACACCCCUUGCCGCCACCACGAGACAGGGCCAACAUACCAACACAUGCUCGCAUCUCGAACACCAUGGACAUGCCGAGGGCGGUGCAGAUGCAGAAAUGGGGAACGAGCAGCUGCAGCCGAGGAGCGGGCUGCCGAACGACCGGCAGCCUCGCAUGCCAGUUGACGUUAAGACCAGGUUCGCGACACCCCUCGGCCUGGCAGCGAUCGGAUAUCGAUUCUUCGCCUCCCCAUCGGUCCAGGACAUCCGCAGGGACUCGCCAAUCCCAGAAACGGCGAGGCACGCUCCCAUAUCCCCCAUAGGACCUGGAAGCAAUCAAGGAUUCAAGUCUUCCACCCCAACCAGUAGGGCCACGACGUCGACAGUGGCCGAACGUUUGGCCCUGAAUGCCCCAAGACCGACCAUGGAACGUCCAGGGACAUCGGGAAGAAGCACACCCACGCAGGCCUCUUCGGGAAGAAGCACCCCCACCAACCUGAUCCUCUCCCCAACGAAGAGCACCAUGUCCAGCGAGGAGCUCUUCGCCGCCAUCCACAAGUCCAAGAGGAGGCUGAACAUCAGAGAUGACGGCGAAAACCUGUCGCCAUUCGGGUCUACGAAUUCCCUGAAUCAGGUGCAACCUGGAACCAGGCACAGCUGGAGCCCGGAGUCGCAGAAAGUCCCCGAAAUUCCGCAAAGUGUCCAGCCACCCUCAGCAACGUCUCGCUUGGAUUUCAAGCGACUCCUUUUACAGCAGAACUCGAAAUCCGGACCCGUGCGGCUCUCAGCAGCCGAGCAACUGAAGCUAUCCCGCCAGCAAUGUCAAUAUCAGCAACACUCCCAGCAAAUCUCCCCCCAGAUCCCGCCAGUGAAGGUGUUGAGCCCCCGAUCUGUCUGGAGAUUCCAGACCCCGCGAUCGGACGUCUUAUCAUCAACAAUCAUCGAGGACGCCGCAGCCGAGGAGAAGGCUAUGAAGCCGUCCCCAGAGAACCCAUCCCCGAUCUCCAGAUUAAACCCCAGAAGGCAGCUGGACCUUAGCAGUAAUCUGGUCCCCCCAAAACCUGCAGAAAUUGAAAAAGAUCAGAAUAAUACCGAGUCGACCCAGGAGAGACUAUCCAGGCCAAGCUCUCAGGCUUCCGAGGGGCUGAAAACCGAGCCUGAGAAACGAGGCAACCUAGGCAUCAUCCCAGAUGCAUCGGCAAGGUCCUACAUCACUGCUGAGAGCCUGAUCGAUAAGGUCCUCUUCGACCGGAACAACAGGAACGCUUCUGAGAUUAAAGCUCUGGCAGAUCAGAGCGAAAUUCUUCAGGCUGCCCAGAAUGCUGCCGAUGGUCUCCCAGCAGCUUCUACAGCUUCCGUGUCCACCCCCAGGAGAGAAACUGCCCUCAAUUCCGUAGAAUCUCGCAGACUCAGCAAUCAACUCGCCAGGGCCCAAUUUUUGGCCGCCAUGCCUGGGAAUGGAAGACAAGCCCAGUCUGAGAAUCCACUUUUUCAGAAGCGCUUUAGAGCAAGGUCGGAAUCGCCUCAGCACGCGAUUACACAGAAUGUUGCUCGCAGUCCCAGUGCUCCCACCCUUGAGACCGCUCUGUGAUAAGGAGAGCGCGUUAUCUCAGAGGGGAGCGCGACGAUACGCACGCAGCCUCCGACUGCGGACCGAAUUAUCGAUAUUGCCGCCAUACCGCUAUUGCCUUUGUCUCCUGGUAUCGAUCCGAUCGAUUGUAAAGUUUCCGAACCAGGAAUCUCCGACUUGGAUCGAUAUCUCGAUCAAUUCCAACCCUCAGGCACAAAUCCUGGAUUGCCCUCGCACUGCAUCGUGACAAGUGCAAAUCGUUACUGUACUUUAUGCCGUUCUAAGCGAAGACAAUAAUUCCCGGACAUCGAUGCACUGUACUGAGGGAAUUCUGAGCGAUAGUUGUUCCUAAUUUGUUACUCAAAAUCGAGCCACCUUGAAAAAUAAUGGUUUAAAUCGUGUCCAGGUGUUAGAAUUUCGGUCCAUGGGACUGAUUUAGCGGUUGAAAUUCAUUUUUUUGGCUUUGUUUACGGUGUCGCUUUAUAUGUAGGAUUGAAAUUGCGUUAGGUAUGAAGUACCGUCACGAUUGUAUAUUUUUACUGUGCGGUGUUCUUAUUUUUAAUGAGCAAUCGAGGGGGAAUGACUCGCGACGGAAGGAGUGCAGCUUGGCGCCUAAUUCGCUUUUGUACAAAUUGACUUGCGAUCGUCUCGAUUAAUUUAUUAAUUUAUUCCCGUUCCCCGUGACGAUAUUUGAUAAGCCUCGCAUUUCGACGCCGCGCAUCAUUGUAUAUAGUGGAAGUAGGACUUGGUACAUAGGCAGGAUCGCGCGGAGAUUCAUGAUCGCUUUCUAGUCUAGUCGGGGGUAGAUUAGGACAUUUGGUUGAAAUCAUGAGAGGAUGCGCUUCUUUAUCUUUCUUUUCUAUGAUAUGAGCGAUCGGAUCUAUCGAUUCGAUAACGUAUGCCGAAGAUUUACGUUUGCGACGAAUCCGACCGCGACGAUGGAAGCGCUUUGCGACCCGGCGAGAUCGAGCCUGGAUUUUAUUAUCCACACGUAAUAUAUUCGACGAAUAUAGUGUCUAGGGAUUACGAAGAGUUGCCUUACGAUAAAUUAUUUGAAACCUUGCGGGGCGUCCGUACUUUGUUCGCGAAUUGUCGAAAAAAAAAAAGAAAUAUAUAUGUAUAUGAGACGCGCGAUAGUGCAGACCACGCGACGGAAACGCCGCUAGAUGUUAAGCCGAAGAAAUGCGUUUUGUACUUUGCUCAGAAUAAAAUGAUGAUUUUUUAAAACUGAA